CAAAAAUAGAAUAAAUUCUGCUGACGUUCUACAAACUUUACCCAUGGAUUUCUUCGGUUUAACCGGCAUGGGUGCGUCCAGCCCCAUCAGAGACACCAUGAGACCGGACUACCAAGAACCAAGCGUGAAACCCGAUCUGGCGGAAACCCUGAAAAAAGCCAACGAAGAAGGAAAACCUCUAUCCGAAGUAGUGAGAGAGGCUGACGUUUACAUUGGUUUCGUUGACGGGUUUUCCUACGGCUCUUAUGAUAGACUCACGCAGAUGCGUAGUAAAGCCAUAUUGAAGCCAGUGGGCCCGCAGGAAAUGCACGCGAUUCCUGCAACAGAGUCGAUGAAGUUCGGGUGGUGGUACAACGAUUGCAAGUUGCCCAAAUAUGAGAGCGAACCGAAUUGGUACAAAAGAGAGACUCAAUUCGCACUCAACAGUUCGGAUAUGACCAAAUUUGCUUCAAUAAAACGUCUUUAACGAGUUUCUGUUUUGUGAUUGUGUGAAAAUUUC
Messenger RNA from Brassicogethes aeneus, 499 nucleotides. Lineage: Eukaryota; Metazoa; Arthropoda; Insecta; Coleoptera; Nitidulidae. The record is from the annotation of a GenBank genome assembly.